Molecule: messenger RNA, 2396 nt
Organism: Cervus elaphus (red deer)
Lineage: Eukaryota; Metazoa; Chordata; Mammalia; Artiodactyla; Cervidae
Gene: RTP4
Product: receptor transporter protein 4
Exons: 2
Coding region: 111-1994 (627 amino acids)
Biological process (GO): protein insertion into membrane; detection of chemical stimulus involved in sensory perception of bitter taste; protein targeting to membrane
Cellular component (GO): cytoplasm
Molecular function (GO): olfactory receptor binding
Source: RefSeq, a predicted model, not a curated record
CUCAGACAGCCUGCAAUGGAAGUUAAAAAAAAAAAAAAAGCAGCUGACGUGUGUUCAGAGAAACUGAAACAGUAUUUCCCUCUUGCUGGAAACUGAAAGUUACUAUCAACAUGGACGCCAAGCCUCAGAGCAAGAGAAUAGCUUUGGAUAUCAGGGAAUGGGAGCAGACAUUUCAAGAACUGAUCUGUCAGGAGAAACCCCGGGCCAGAUGGACCCUGAAGAUGGAUGGAAGCCUUCGGCCAGACUCUGUGGCCCAGGGGUGGAAGCAAUACCAGCAGAAAGGAUUUGGCAGGUUCUCGUGUUCCUCAUGCCGUCGAAGCUGGGCUUCUGCCCAAGUGAAGAUCCUAUGUCACAUGUACCUGGAGAACCAGAAAUCCCCAGGCAAGGUGCUCAUGCGGAUCUUUGGACAGAGGUGCAAGAAGUGCUCCCGGUCUCAGUUUGAGAAGCCUGAUUUCUCCCCAGAAAGCAGAAAUAGGAUUCUGCAAAACCUGGUGCAGCGUGUUCUGGAGAAAUUCUACAGAAAUGAUUUCAGGAAGGUUUCGGAGUUACCUGUGAUCCCAGAAGUACCUUUGAAUGGGUCCCACGACACGGCCAAUUGUGAAGCAUGCGUUCUGGGCUACUGUAUACUGAACUCAGAAAAUGGCAUGACAGGGCCAGAAAGAUCCUCUGUCUCCUACAUGGAGAUUGGGAGUUCCUCUCCUCACAAUGGUGACCAGUGUGGCCAAAACCGAUCUAGGAACCACUUAGCAGUGGGGAGUCGGUAUUCUGGCGCCCAUAUAGGCUCAGGGCCCAGCCAUGUCACUGCUGGGAUCCAAGUGCCUGGGAAAGGCCCUCAGCCUAAACGGGAGAUGGGCCAGCUGUUCACACCAGGGGCAGAUCGACAGGCUGCACGGGCAACCGGCCCACAGCCCAUCCGAGUAGCAGGAUCACUUCCCCCAGGGUGGACAGAUCCACGGCCCAUUCAAGCAGUAGGCCCACUACCUACAGGGCGUGCACAUUCACAGUCUACACAGGGGAGAGGACCACAGGCCCCCCGGAUGACGUACUCUCAGGCUAUAAGGAGGUCAGGCCAGCAGUCAACACACGAGGCACAAGCCACAGAAGGGGCACAGCUUCAGGCCACAAAGGUGACAGAACCACAGCCCACCAGAGCGACAAUCCCAAGGACCACAUCAGGAUCAGACAGUCAGGCUAAAGGGAUGGCAGGCCCCCCACCACAGAGGUCAAGCUCACGGCCCACACAGGAGGCAAUCCCAAAGGCCACAUCAGGGUCAGACAGUCAGGCUAAAGGGAUGGCAGGCCCCCCACCACAGAGGUCAAGCUCACAGCCCACCAGAGCGACAAUCCCAAGGGCCACAUCAGGAUCAGACAGUCAGGCUAAAGGGAUGACAGGCCCCCCACCACAGAGGUCAAGCUCACGGCCCACACAGGAGGCAAUCCCGAAGGCCACAUCAGAGUCAGACAGUCAGGCUAAAGGGAUGGCAGGCCCCCCACCACAGAGGUCAAGCUCACAGCCUACACGGGAGGCAAUCCCGAAGGUCACAAUAGGGUCAGACAGUCAGGCUAAAGGGAUGGCAGGCCCCCCACCACAGAGGUCAAGCUCACAGCCCACUCGGGAGGCAAUCCCGAAGGCCACAGUAGGGUCAGACAGUCAGGCUAAAGGGAUGGCAGGCCCCCCACCACAGAGGUCAAGCUCACAGCCUGCACAGGAGACAAUCCCGAAGGCCACAUCAGGGUCAGACACUAAGGCUACAAGGAGGGCAGGUCUCCCACUGGGGUCAAGCUCACAGUCCACAUGGCCACAUGUAGGACCUUCAUGUGGAAGUCAAGCUGCCUGGGGCAGGGAGGAGAGGUACUCACCUGGAGGGUCUGUAUCAGACAGCUUUUUCAGAUUACCUCCCUCAAAUGAUCUCCGUAACCAGGAGCAGCUGUUCAGGUGGGGCUAUGUCUGUAUUUUUGCUCUGUUUACCUUUCUGGUGUCUAAAUACUUAUGAGUAGGAUGAUGGGAAAAAAAAAAAAAAAGAGCUGUCUUCUCUUAAUUCCAUGAUAGUCAAUGAACUGGCUGCCAUUUUAAUAUGACAAAAUUUGCUCUGGGACCAAUGCAGGGUCAAGUUUAGAGAAUAACCAAUGGAUCCUGGACCUCCUCUGCAGGUAGUUUAAAACAUGACCCAGGGAAUGCAAAUUGAUUAAGCUACUAUAAAGAAUACUAUGGAGAUUCCUUUUAGAAAACUAAGAAUAAAGCCAUCAUAUGACCCGGUAAUCCCACUAGUGGGCAUAUACCCUUAGGAAACCAUAAUUGAAAAACACACUUGUACCCCAAUGUUCAUUGCAGCAUUAUUUACAAUAACUAGGACAUGGAAGCAACCUAGAUGUCCAUUGACAGAUGAAUGGAUAAA